Vigna umbellata (rice bean) is the source of this 932-nucleotide messenger RNA. The record is from RefSeq and is a predicted model, not a curated record. NCBI's taxonomy places the organism in Eukaryota, Viridiplantae, Streptophyta, Magnoliopsida, Fabales, Fabaceae.
AUGAGAUUUUGUGGUGAAAGAGGAGGAUUUAGGUCUGAGGUUCUCUUGGGCAUCAAAGAGGAAGAACUUUCAGAUGAAGAUGAUCCAGAAAAAGCCAUGAACAGAGUGUUUGGAAUACCUAACUUCUGGCUAACUGUUAUGAAGCGUAAAGAUAUACUGGCUGAAUUGAUCACUGAAGAUGACGAGGGGGCCCUCCAAUAUCUUGAAGAUAUAAAGUCGUGUAGACUUGACGAUUCUGGUGGCUUCAUGCUGGAGUUUUUCUUUUCUUAUUCUCCUUCUCCUUAUUUCAAAAACUCUAAGCUAGAAAAAAAAUAUAAGAUUGACAGGGAUGGUCCCGUGUUAAUAAAAGCCAGAGGGACGAAGAUUAACUGGCAUCCAGGAAAGUGCCUGACAAGAAAAGUUCUUCCGAAGAUGGGAAGGAGAAGAUCCAACGAUGAUAAGCCCCUCACAAACACAAGGAAAAGUUUCUUCAACUUUUUCAAUCCUCCCCUUGACCAUGAUGAUGAUGAUGAUGAAGAUGAAGAUGUUGAUGAAGAUGAUGUACCUAUUGAAUUGAUCCGGAAGGAUUACGACAUUGGUUGUGUAAUUCGGGACGAAAUCAUUCCUUUUGCUGUGUCAUGGUUCACGGGGGAGUUUAGAGACAAAGAGCUUUUUGUGAAAUAUAUUAAGAUGGCGAAGUGAUGGGAUGAAGAGGAAAAUAGCAAAAGCAAAAGAGAAUGCUAUGAAAAAGGACACAAUUUAGGGACAUUCUGUUUCAUUCUUGAACUAUAUUACUGUUCUUGGUAACAGUGUUUUGUUGGUGUAAACUGCAGAUUGGUGGCACUUCCUUAGUGCAAGUGCCAGUGGUGUUUUUCUGUGUAUAAAUACUGUACACAUGUGGGGGUUAUUUCGGUCAUUUUUGCUGCUUGGGUUUUCCUAUAUGAUUGUCUUCU